This is a messenger RNA of Telopea speciosissima, 804 nucleotides long. RefSeq lists its product as uncharacterized. Bases 1 to 804 code for a protein of 267 amino acids. The record is from RefSeq and is a predicted model, not a curated record. The transcript is spliced from 3 exons. Lineage: Eukaryota; Viridiplantae; Streptophyta; Magnoliopsida; Proteales; Proteaceae.
AUGGCUUCUUCCCAAGGGUUACAACAGACCAUCAGCUUAAAGCUUCUGAUCGACAAGGAAAACAACAGAGUAGUAAUGGCUGAAGCCGACAGUGAUUUUGUAGACAUUGUUUUCAGCUUCUUGACUAUGCCCAUGGGAACCAUAGUAAGACUCAUCAGCAAACAACCACAUCCAGCCAUUAUUGGGUCCUUGACCAGUCUAUACGAUUGUGUGGAGAGUCUUGAGGAGCAGCUUUUGCACACUAAGGCAUGUAAGUCAAUGCUACUUCAUCCAAGGAAUCCUUGUGAGAACGAGUGCAAAAAACUGAAACUGAACAUCGAUGAUACAGAGCCCACCAAGUACUAUAUUUGUUCUGAUUGGAAUUGUAGCCGGCGGGAGAGUGGUGGAUUGUAUACUACUUUCAUGAAUGUCAGAUGCAAUUGCGGGAAAAUGUUGGACAAGCAGAUAUGCAUGGUAAAAGAAGAUGCGGGUGCAAGAGCUGAAGGUGGAGAUGGCAGGGGAGUGUUUGUUUGUGGAACGAUCAAGUUCAUGGUAACCGAUGAAUUGCAGGUAAAGACCAUGUCUCCAGCUACUAUUGUGACAUUGUUGCACAAACUUGGGUUCAAAGACAUGAGUUCCCUUCAAGAAACAACACUGAGUAUUGGCUCAGAGGAGAUUUUGAAUCUGCUCAAGGGAUCAUUAUUUUCCAAGACACCUCUGACAGAUGUGUUCCUUAGAAAGCAAGGAUUUACAUAUGAAGGUAUAAAAUUUGAGACAGAAGAUGCAGUGCAGUCUAAGACUAGUGGAAGUACAUCAUUCAAAUAA